CCACUACAAUUACGAGCAAGCCCUAGACCAACUACUCAGAAAACCCUCGUCGGGCGGCUACUGUACUGUACUGUAAUCAAUGGCCACUCAAGAUAACGACGAGGACGACGACGACAUCGACAUAGACAUUAACCCCUUCACAAUGCUCCUCCUAACCGACCAACCACAACCCAACCCCCACGACGACGACGAUCCCAAUCCCAACCUCAACAACAACUCACCAAUCGAAAAACACUACUCACCAAAUCAACAGCACCAGUUCCACUACCUCCCUUCUCUCUACUCCACGGUAGUCAUCCGCCAGCUCCCUUCCGAAGGCCUUUCCUUCCAGCUCUGGCCCGCCGCCACCUCCCUCUUCUCCCUCCUCGACCUCCACCGCUCCCACCCCUCCACCAGCCCCCUCUCCCCCUCUCUCUCCUCCCCAUCCCCCCGCCGCCGCCUCCGCAUCCUCGAGCUCGGCUCCGGCACCGGCCUCGUCGGAAUCACGGCAGCCCUGACCCUCUCCGCCGACGUCACCGUCACGGACCUCCCCCACGUGCUCCCGAACCUCGAGUUCAACGCCCGAGCCAACUCUGACGUAUUAGCCCGUCACGGGGGGAGCGUCGAGGUGGCGGCGCUGUCUUGGGGCGAGGUGGAGCAGAUGGAGGGGUUGAUUGGGCGGGAGUACGAUCUGGUGUUGGGGUCGGAUGUGGUGUAUCACGAUCACCUGUACGAUCCUCUGCUUCGCACGCUGGGUUUUUUCUUGGUGAGGGGGCCGAGAAGGACGGUGUUUGUGAUGGCGCAUUUGAGGAGGUGGAAGAAGGAGGCUGUGUUCUUCAAGAGGGCUAGGAAGAUGUUUGAUGUUGAGGUGAUACAUAGAGAUGGUCCGUCCCAUGGGUCUAGGGUUGGUGUGGUUGUGUAUUGUUUUUCACCUAAAAAACCAUAGCACCAUCACUGUGAUUAAUGCUGGUACUAACUGCUAAAAGUUGUUUGUAGUAUUUCUGUACGGGUGCAAUUUCAGCCGCAAGAAUGUCUUGGCACAAGUUGUUUGUAGUAUUUCUGUUCAGGUGCAAUUUCAGCUGCAAGAAUGUCUUGGCACGAGUUGUUUGUAGUAUUUCUGUUCAGGUGCAAUUUCAGCCCCAAGAAUGUCUGGGCACAAUUGGUUUUGGAUGUUAGUGAAUGUGGGUAGUUCGAUAAUGUCAUACCUGAAUGUGUCUUGUUACCUUUUUCAAGAAGGAACUGAGGUAUGCUUUUUAGUAUGUGAAUUUUACUUA
Molecule: messenger RNA, 1253 nt
Organism: Rhododendron vialii
Lineage: Eukaryota; Viridiplantae; Streptophyta; Magnoliopsida; Ericales; Ericaceae
Exons: 1
Coding region: 80-925 (281 amino acids)
Source: RefSeq, a predicted model, not a curated record